This is a messenger RNA of Penicillium samsonianum, 246 nucleotides long. RefSeq lists its product as uncharacterized. The record is from RefSeq and is a predicted model, not a curated record. NCBI's taxonomy places the organism in Eukaryota, Fungi, Ascomycota, Eurotiomycetes, Eurotiales, Aspergillaceae. Bases 1 to 246 code for a protein of 81 amino acids. The transcript has 2 exons.
AUGAUGUCAAGCCUUGGAGAGGCCAAAGAUGUUGAUUUAUCUAUUGAAGACGAAAUAAACUCGAGGCGUGGCUAUUCAGCUGCUCUUAACAAACCUAAGGUAUCCAAGACCGCCAAGCAUAAUGCAUUAGACCUUGUCAAUGACGAGAUUGGCGGGGAUACACCUCGGCAUUACCUUCAAGAUAAUGAUGAGGCUCCUUCGGACCAGAGUCAAGACCAGAGUGGUCUAGCUGGUAUGGAAAAGUGA